Molecule: messenger RNA, 2130 nt
Organism: Cladocopium goreaui
Lineage: Eukaryota; Dinophyceae; Suessiales; Symbiodiniaceae
Source: the annotation of a GenBank genome assembly
AUGGACCCCCAUGUGGUGGCUGAGCUUACCAAGCUGAAGGAUGACAAGCAACUGCCCAUCAACACCAAAUGGGCCAAGUUGAAGGAAACCAUGGUCCAAGCAGGUUUGGCAUGGCCAAGGACAGAGGUCCCCAGCCAAGUGUUGUGCCACCCAAAGAAUAGAGCAGGCAUCAUGCUCAAUGCAUGGGAUGUGCAUGCCAAGGGUGCCAAGAUGCUUGAAUUGGGUAUUGCCAUGAACAAGAUCCAAGAAAGUGUUGCCUUUGAGGUGUCGACCAAAGGCAGCACCAAGCAGCAACAGCUCCAGGCCAACAUUCAACUAGUGGAGUCCUCCCACAACCAACUGGCACCAGUAACUGGCCAAGAGAGAUUGCUCAGCUGCUCCAGCAGCCAUUUAGUCGCCUUCUGCAGAGCAGUUCUCCAUGGGUGCCAAACCCAGGAGCCAAGUCUCAAGGCCAAAACCAAUGGCCAGUUGAGUUUGGCUGCUUUGGCCAACAGCCAAGAUGGUUUGGUGACCAUGUGUGAGCAAGGGUGGACAUGGCUGGUGGUGUCCAGUCUGGUUGAAGAGGCCUUCCCAGACCUGCCAACUUUGGUCCAACAGGCCUUGAACACCACCCAGGCAGUCAGCCAAGGCCAAGGCGAAUGUGAGACCAUGCUCACCAUUGCCACCCACUACCAGCAUGGCCAAAACAGCAAUGGCUCAGGAGACAUGGCCCAAGCCAUUCAACUGGCAGCCAGCAGCCAGCCAGAGGGAAGCAACUACAUGCAGACCAUGGGCUACUAUGUCCAAAACUUCAGUGGCGGUGUUGGCUGGCCAUUGCUCCACCUGCUCCAGCACAUCAGCAGCUGGGCUUCAUUAGCUGCCAACAUCUGUUUGGGCAAGCAGUUCAGCACCACUUUGAAGCUGGGGGAAGAGUAUUUCUCCACAGUGGCCUACCUGGACUUCAAGGAGAAAAGCUCCAGCAUGCCCUGGGUGCGGGCUGCACUCUUGGCAGCCAAUUUGUCUGCACCAAGGUCAAUUGAUGGCAUUGCCAAAUGUUUGACCAAGGCAGACUGUGAAAAAUUGAAGUCCAAGCACCAAAAGGCUCUGGUCAUUCAAUGUGAAUCCAUGUUGGCCAUGAACUGGGCCACUUUGCAAGGCAAGCCAUGGAAAGACACACCCAAGGCUUACAACUUGAUGGGCAGGUGCAUGGUCAGGAUGGCAUUGCAUAUUGCCAAGAAGGAAACCAAAGGGAGAGACACCAAAAACUACGAGUCUUUAGCUGAAAUUUCCACUUUGUUUUCUGAAGAGCUGUUGGAAGUGGAAGCAGCACCUGGGGCCCCAUCUGUGGAGCCAGAUGCUGCAGACCCAGCCAAGCUGGCCAUGAAGACUUACAGAGUGGAGCCAGGUUGCCAUUACACUUACAAAGCCAAAGAUCCCAAAAUUGCUGACCCAAGAGUUUGGAAGCUCCAGCAUGUUGGCCCAGACAAAUCCAAUUUUGAGCACCAGCCAUUGAUUGGGCCAGCAGUUGGCUUGGAAGUGGAGAAUGAAGACCUGAAGAGAUUUAGAAAGUUUGACAGGGACCUCCCAGUGUUGGUUCCAACUGCAACACUGGAGAAGCUACACCCAAGCCAAAGUGAGCAGCUGCUGAAGGAAGCCAUGAAGGCAGAGGCCCAGCAAAUCCUGUGCCAACACUACCAGGAGAAAGUGAAGCUGGACGCAGAUUCUUUGCUGGUGGCCCAGAACUUCAAUGGCAUCCUGGCCAACAAGAGCUUUGGCAAGGGCAAGCUUGUGCUGUUUCCAGUUGGCCCUGUGGCUGUGGUGAAGGAGGUGAAGGCCUCCAUGCUCACCAUGACCAGCUCCUUGGGCCAAGAGUUGCAAAUUUUGGCACCCAAGUUGGACCUCAAGGAAGGCACAGGUUGCCUGGUUCCAUACUUCCAUGUGAGGCCAACCCCUGAGCAGUCUUUGGCCAACAUGGAGCCUUUUGUUGCCAAAUCCUCCAAUUGGCAAAUCCCUGGCUACAAGAAUUCCACCAAGAUUGACAUUGGGGACCAGCUGCUGUUUUACAAAGACAAAGACAAGGAAAAGGAUAAGAAGGAAGAGGAAGCCACAGUGUCACCACCAGCCAAGAGGGCAAAAGCAGGAAGGACUUAG